AUGACCACUAAGUGCCGCAUAAAGAAAGAUCAAAACUUGCUAUUUGGGGUCGUUGAGAAAUGGUGUUGUGAGACAAAUACAUUUGUGUUUCCCUUUGGUGAGGCAACAAUCACUUUGGAGGAUGUUAUGGUUUUAGGGGGUUACCCUAUUCUUGGCCAUCCUGUUUUCGCACCACUUGAAGACCAAGAAAUGAAGGAGGUGGAAAAGGAAUUGAUCCUUGCAAGACAACAACUUUAUAAGAGUAAACAAGCUAAGGCUAGAACAACAAUAUGGAUGGAUGUUUUCAUUGAUAAAGGUAAUGAACUUGAACAUGAAGCAUUUGUUGCUACUUGGUUAUCAAUUUUUGUUUUUCCUUAUAAAAGUUAUGUGGUGAAUAGUUCUUUGUUUCCUAUUGCUAUUCAUCUAGCUAGAGGAAAUCCUAUUGCUUUGGCACCAGCUAUUUUGGCUAGCAUAUAUAAGGAUUUAUGUUUGUUUAAGAAAACAUCAGUUGGUUUGUCAAAAUAUCCUGUUGGUGGUGAAGGAUUUCCCAUGGAUGUUACUCUUCGAUCACCCUUUUACUUGGUUCAAAUUUGGGUGUGGGAGAGGUUCAAAAAUUUACAACCACAACCCAUGUUGAUAGAACAUGGAGAGCCUUUAAUGCUUAAGUGGCAUAAGGUUGACGACUGGAAAGUAGACAAUGUUAGGUUGGCAUUAGAUUCGGCUAUGGAUGAUUUUCUUUGGCGUCCAUAUGUUAGAUAUGCUGAUAAGUGUGGACUGUUUUAUCCAAAUGAUGAAAUUUUAGUAUCAUUUAUGAAUCAUUUGGAUAAAAAAAUGCUGUCAUUUGUUACAUGCUUGAGAGUUUCCGAACUUGUUGGAUUUGACUCUAUUGAACAUUAUCUACCGCAUAGAGUUGCUAUGCAAUUUGGAAUGGAUCAAGAUGUUCCAAGUUAUGUGCCUAGGUUUAACGAGACUAAAUCCAUUGCUUGGGAAAACUACUGCAGGCCCAUAUCUGAUAAAAAAUUGUAUUUUCCAUCGAGAUUGUUUGAGGGAGAUGUUACCGCACGUCAUGCAAAGUGGUGGAAGGAAUCAGUAUUGGAUCGCACCAAUUUUGUUAUGAAAAUUGUGGGGACGAAGAGAAAAGUAAGUUCAAAGAAACAUAGACCCUGUGCAGGAAAAUCAAACAAACGUGGAAAUGAUGGUGGUUCCAAAAGUAAAACUAGGAAGGUUGAUGAUUUGCAUGCUGAUGUUCCUAAUGAAAAUUCUGUUCGUAAUUGUUUGAUAUCUGAUGAAAAUAUUGAUGUAAAUGGGAGCAAAGAAGCAAGGGUGAAGUUAUCUGAGACUCAAGGUGAAAACAGAAGGUAUGCUUUAAGAAGCAAAGUCUCUUUGUCCAACAAAGGAUUUGUUGUGCAGCACGAUCUCCAGUUUCACUCUGAUAAUGCUGCUCAUGCAAAAGCUAAAAGACCAGUUGAAGAUACGGAUGAUGAUGUUCUGGUUUUCUUGAAAGAUAAAUACUUGAAGAAUCAAGAGGUACUCACACGUUUGGCAAAACAACAGGAUGAAAUCUUACGGUUAAUGGCUUUGAGGGAGAAGAGUCGAGCAGCUCCUUAG
Molecule: messenger RNA, 1587 nt
Organism: Trifolium pratense (red clover)
Lineage: Eukaryota; Viridiplantae; Streptophyta; Magnoliopsida; Fabales; Fabaceae
Product: protein MAIN-LIKE 2-like
Exons: 1
Coding region: 1-1587 (528 amino acids)
Biological process (GO): meristem maintenance; meristem development
Source: RefSeq, a predicted model, not a curated record